This is a messenger RNA of Lutzomyia longipalpis, 4273 nucleotides long. It is a transcript of the gene Srpk79D, whose product is annotated as SRSF protein kinase 2. NCBI's taxonomy places the organism in Eukaryota, Metazoa, Arthropoda, Insecta, Diptera, Psychodidae. Bases 1672 to 4011 code for a protein of 779 amino acids. Gene Ontology annotation, molecular function: protein kinase activity; ATP binding. The transcript is spliced from 7 exons. The record is from RefSeq and is a predicted model, not a curated record. Gene Ontology annotation, biological process: protein phosphorylation; spliceosomal complex assembly; regulation of mRNA processing.
AUCACAGUUGCGCGUCCGCUGUAGAGACUCCAGCGCGCUAGAGCAACGUCAGAAACUCGCAGUGUGUGUCCCACUUCUUGUUGGCUCCAUCGAACACAGUUGGGGCUGCAGCACGAGCGAAAGGGUGGCUUUUUCCCUUGCGAUUUUACCCGCACAUUUUUGCUGCAUUUUCGCCACUUGUGCCCUCUGACCCGUGACAAUUUUUUUUCUCCCUCAACACCCGGUCAAUCUCAUCUUCUUGCCAUAUUGCUCUACACAAGAGAGAUUCUGCGGUUGUGCUUGAGAAAAUAUAAUAAAUCCCGUGUGCUGAAAUAUCCAAUUCAAAUGGCUCCUCAAUUGGGGUAUGUAUAUAAAAUCGUCGUCAGUUAAUUGAUGUUGUUCUCAAUGUUUUGCGCUUUCCAUGGUGGAGAAGGAGGUGGAUUACGUUGUGUUCAUCUUAUGGGUUCAGUGAAUAUUCAGAUGCAAUUAAAAUCCCUUUAAAACAAGAGAUUAAGUGGUGUGGAAAAUUCAAUGUUCUGUGGGGUUCACGGGAGGGAAAUUGUUUAAUUUCUAUAUCUCAUCCCAUGACUGAGAUUGUGCGUCUUUGGGCGUCUGGUGGUGUCUAAUAGAGAUUCUCUUGUAUUUUUGAUACUGGCCCGUGUGUAAUUUUCCUAAGGAGAGGGAAAUUUUGCGUCGCUAAAAAUAAAAUUGUGUGCCGUUGAGCUUUUUCUUGCUUGGUAAGACUAAUGUGAGAAAAAUGGCAUUUGGGAGUGUGUUAAUUUCAUGUGAUUUUCCUCACUAAACCUCAGUCAUUUGGGUAAAGGUCUAUUGAGCUCUUCAUAUUGUUCAAUUUGAUUUAUAUUUUUUUUUGUGUGUGAUUAGUGUGUCCUACAUUGCUUGUUGUUCUCCUUCUUCGAGGACAUUGAUGGGCCUUUUUUUUCGACUGUUCCUGCCCAAGAAUCUUGUCGUUCUUUUUCGUCCUCUGUGGGCAGGGCAUUUGAGGCUCUCUUCUUUUUUUUUCAUCGCUUUGUGGCACAAUGUGUGAUGAUAAAUUUUUUUUCUACUCUCUUUGUGACACAAUUCCUCCUAUAAGUUGACUCUUAUGCUAAUAGUAUGAAUAUUUUUUGCAAAUAAUAUUCCCUUGAGCGUUACAUAAUGGCAUUACGAAUAAAUUAAUUUAUAGGAAUUCGUGCUUCCCUGGUGAGAGUUGUGCUAUUAGAAUAUUUUUUUUAGAGUGCAGGCACUUUUACCAAUUUUUGCAUUUUUAAGUGAAAAUUUGAAACACUUGAGUGGAUAUUUUUGCAGUUUAAUCUCAUCGCGAGGGAAAAAAAAAAGUGAGAGCCAAUACAGCGGAGAAUUCAUGCAACGUCUUUUACUUGAUGGCGUCAAAAUUAGCAAAGUGGAACAUUGUGCAAAAUUUCACAAUAUCUGGGCGGGGGUGAAUUAUAUAAUGCCCGGAGUAAAAUAAAAAAAAAUCAUUUAUAUCUAACAACAAAUUUGCUUGAUGUGUGGGGAGGUAUAUACGAAAAAAAAACAGGCCAAAUAGCUUCUCUCAGGCAGGUUUCUCCAGUGUUUGCGAUCACGAGAAUUGCCACGGUUCUGACGUUGGAUUUGUGAUUAAUAUUUCGUGGGUGGAGUAAGGAGGAGGAGGACACAAUUUUCUCCUCGCGGCGUUGAUUGACGCGGAACCCCAUGACGGGCGGUGAUACACGUCGAGAUUUCUGUGCCACACUCACGAAACGGGAGCAAUUCAUUCACUCCAUGAUCAAUACCUUUUCACCCACUUCCGUUUGCGAGGGUCACGAAGUGAUUUCUUUCCCCUCCGAUGGCCCCUUCCGGGACUCCCAUGAGGUGGCACCAGUCCGGAAGCACUCCACAAAGGAUGUGGGAAACUCCCCCAAGAAGUCCUUCGUGGUUGAGGAGAAGUACAGGCAAUCGAGCGUCAUAACGUCCCACUUGAGUCUCCAUCAGCGCUUUCAUGAAACACAAAUUGCCGAGAAGGCACAACCGGCUGGGUCUUCAAUCGAUGAUUUCAGCCACUUCACCCUCUGCACCACUCACAUUGUUGGUUUUAUUGCUCUCCUUGUAAUUCUCUCUCGCUGCAUGGGCGUCCAUGUGCUGCAGGGUGCUGUGAGGAAGUCCACAAAUGCUGAUUCACAUCCCCCAAGUGAAUUCCACGAUGGUACAGAUGCACUGAGAAUGCAAUCGGGCUGUGGGGAAGAUGGGGAGGAAACCCCAUCGCCGGGGAGAAAGCCCAAGGGUGGUGUGAAGAAGAAAUGGGAUCGUAUUCUCUUCACAAAGAAGCGAAAAUGUGUCUCAAUGGGGCCCAUCAUGGUUGCUCAUGGACGCGAUAGGAGUGACUCUCCGCCACCGCUGCCACCGAAACCACCACCACGUAUAAAGAGCCCCAAAAAUACAGAGCAGUCAGCAAGCUAUGUAUCCGAGCCACGUUCCGGGACAACAGAUGAAGUGUACGCAGAAUCACCGGAUAGUAGCCUCUAUGGGAGCGAUGAGGAGCAAGAGGAUGUCUCCCAAUACUGCCGUGGUGGCUACCAUCCAAUCGUUAUUGGGGAUGUGUUCGACAAUCGCUACCGUGUCGUCCGGAAGCUGGGAUGGGGGCACUUUUCCACGGUCUGGCUUUGCUGGGAUAUCGAGGACGAAAAGUACGUUGCCUUGAAGGUGGUCAAGAGCGCACCGCACUACACGGAGACUGCAACGGAUGAAAUUCACUUGCUAGAGGUGAUUAGUACAGCCGAUCCAUUUGAUCCCAAUCGUGAUAAGAUCGUUAGGUUGCUGAACAACUUCACGGUACGCGGUGUGAAUGGGGUGCACACGUGUCUCGUGUUUGAGGCGCUGGGAUGCAGCCUCUACAAGCUUAUUGUGAAGAACAAUUAUCAGGGAUUGCCACUGCAUCUGGUGCGUUCGGUGAUUAAGCAGGUACUUCAGGGCCUCGACUAUCUGCACACGAAAUGCCACAUUAUUCACACGGACAUUAAGCCGGAAAAUAUCCUUUUGGUGAUGGACAACGUUGCAGUGGUGAAUCAGCAGAUUGAUGAUGAAAUAAUGUCAAUGAGAGCACGUGGAAUUGAAUUUCCUGAUUCCUACGUGAGUGCUUUCGAGAAGCGUUCCCUCAAUCGGAGCAGCAUUGAGGAGGAUCUCCUGAAGAGUACCCCCAUCUCGUCCUCGGGUACGUCCAAACAGACAACUGGGACAGCAAGCAUCGACAUCUCGUCGCCAUCGGAGGAUGAGGUCAUGAGUGGUGGCAUAAUGUCCUUCCGGCAGCAGUCAAGCUUGGAGGAUUUUGUGGACAAUUCAGGAGCGGCGGCCAUAGCGGGCGUACUUACGGGAUCCGAUUUCCCGGGGCGCUAUCGUGUUGAAAGGCGUAGCAGUCAAGCACAAUUAGCCAAACUCGAGUUGGCCGCCUUAAAUGAAAGGACAGGGACAGCGUCUGAAUUAACAAAGGACCAAACAAAGGCAUUUAUGCCGUCAACUCAAUCAUAUUCGAGCACUCUUCAGUCGAUAAUCAACGGGAACAGUAUUCGUGUGAAAAUUGCCGACUUGGGAAAUGCUUGUUAUGACUAUCACCACUUCACGGAGGACAUCCAGACGCGUCAGUAUCGCUCGGUGGAGGUCCUCCUGGGGGCACCGUACAAUUUUACGGCGGACAUUUGGAGCACGGCGUGCCUGGCUUUUGAACUGGCCACCGGGGACUACUUGUUUGAUCCACAUGCCGGCGACAAUUACUCACGCGACGAGGAUCAUUUGGCGCAUAUCAUCGAACUCCUGGGAAACAUUCCACCAAGUUUAGUCUUCCGUGGGAAGCACGGGAACAAAUAUUUCACCAGCACUGGUCAUUUGAGGAAUAUACUGAAAUUGAAGCCGUGGGGUCUCCAGAAUGUCCUGAUUGAGAAAUACGAGUGGGAUCCCAUUGAGGCGCGCAACUUUACGGACUUCCUGCUUCCGAUGCUGCACUUCAAUCCCAUCCUCCGGGCAUCUGCUGCGACAUGUCUAAAACAUCCGUGGCUCGAUUAAGUGUUCAUGCAAUUUGCAAGCUGCAGGGAUUCCGUGUAGGCGCAGAGUGAAAGGCGAAAAAAAAAAUAACUUAUUGCAUAGUUAAAUAUCAUCUCUUUCAUCAUUUUAUUGUUAGUCAAAAUAUUUAAUAUUAAUGAAAAAAAAACCUAAACUAAUGCAAGGAUCUUGUAGACGAAGGUAUUGUAAUAUUAUCAUGAGAAACAAAAAAAAUGUGAGGAGAGAAAUUAAAAGGAAUUUUGCCAAAUUGGACUGAGGGUAAAAA